This is a messenger RNA of Bactrocera tryoni, 2693 nucleotides long. RefSeq lists its product as uncharacterized. Lineage: Eukaryota; Metazoa; Arthropoda; Insecta; Diptera; Tephritidae. Gene Ontology annotation, biological process: antigen processing and presentation of peptide antigen via MHC class II; protein polyubiquitination; immune response. The record is from RefSeq and is a predicted model, not a curated record. Gene Ontology annotation, molecular function: ubiquitin protein ligase activity; zinc ion binding; MHC protein binding. The coding region runs from base 510 to 2558 and encodes 682 amino acids. Gene Ontology annotation, cellular component: lysosome; cytoplasm; early endosome membrane. The transcript is spliced from 7 exons.
GCAUUCGCCGCUGUUCUCCUCGUUCGUUCGGUUUUCGUAGCUCUAAGCAGAAAAGAGUUUAUAUGUGAGGUGGUGUAUUAUUUAGCAAAUAAAAAUUGGCUAUUACAAAUAAAAAAAUAUCGACAAAGUGAAGUGUAGGUGUGAUAAUAAAAAUUACAACGUAGUUUGGUGCUUGUGCAACAUAUGUACAUGAAUUUUAAGAGUGGAUAUUACCUGGUUUCCUGAGUCAUUAAACCCAUAAGAAAUAUCUUUAUGAAAGCACGGAAAGAAAGUCAAUGAAAUCAAUGAAGUGCAAUAAAUGGACAAAUCCACUGUAUAAAAAAUAAAUAUAUAUCGCUAAAGCUACAAGUAUUUAUUGGCAUGUGCGUAUGUUUUCAUCUGUGCAAAUAUAAAUUUCGUAAUACGUGACCUUUACGUAUUAUAAGUACGAAAUACUUUAAAUCGAUCAUUAAAAAGUGUAAUUUUAUGAGAAACCUCAUAAGUGAGCUGUACUAAUUCAAAUAACAAAUAUGCAUUGCGACAAUACGAAAACAUCAUCAGAAAUCGAACAUGUGGAUUGGAGUACUGGCACCGGCUCUGGUCACCACUACGCUAACGUCAGAUUUGGAUCGGGCAGCAGUCAGGCCUCGCAGAGUAGCGGCGAUAUUUGUCGCAUCUGCCAUUGUGAGAGUGAUCCACAAAAUCCGUUAUUGACGCCCUGCUAUUGUGCGGGUAGCUUAAAAUACGUCCAUCAAGCGUGUCUCCAGCAAUGGCUAACGGCAUCCGAAACGAACGCAUGCGAACUAUGCAAAUUUCCAUUUAUAAUGCACACAAAAAUCAAACCAUUCAAUGAGUGGCGUAGCCUUGACAUUUCUGGAAUUGAGCGAAGACGUCUCUGCUGUUCGGUAUUAUUUCAUUGCGCCGCCGCUUUAUGCGUUAUUUGGUCGCUUUGUGUGCUAAUCGAACGUGCCGCUGAUGAUGUGAAGCGUGGACUGAUUGAUUGGCCCUUCUGGACAAAACUGGCCGUGGUAACAGUGGGACUCACGGGCGGCGUGGUCUUCAUGUAUAUUCAAUGCAAAGCUUAUUUGCAUCUAUGCCAUCGUUGGAAGGCCAGAAACAGAAUACUGCUCAUACAAAAUGCACCAGAAAAAGUGCAUGCCAUGUCGCCACCAUCACCCGCUGUCCAACAUCGCACUCAUCACGAGGGCUCCUGUGAGCCACAUCCCUCUAGCAUUAAUGCGCCCACCGCCGCCGGUGAUGGCCCAAAUGUUGAAAUCGUAGCCAAUGGGGCGUCCGCCUCGAAUGGUUACAACUAUGCCGUCACUGCUGGUGGUAACGGUAGCAUUUCUGGCAGCCUGGAUAUAGAGGGUGCAGCAACAUUACAUCAGCAUCCAUUGCAUCAUUAUCAUCUUCCAGCCGAACAGCGUCGUUUGCAACAGAGCGGUGAUACGGAUUCGGAUGUUUUGCCUACGACACAUCACCAUAGCCAUUUGCCACCACAACAGCAGGUGGGACAAGUGGCCGUAGCGGCAAAUAUUGAAUGUGCACAGCUGCAAAGUAAUUACGAACGUGAUUGGGCAUUGGACGAUGUGGUUUCGCAGAUCUCAUCCUUCCGUCCGUGUCCACAAGGUUCGGGUAGCAUGACACCAUUUCACGAUUCAAUACAUAAUGUACUCGAGCAUUCGGAGAAUUCGAGUCGCGGUUCGGUAAAUGACGUUUGCGGUGGUUCACGUCAAGAUCUCAGCACUGGUGGCAUUUCUACGGAUACGGGACGUGAGCAUGCGCUACAAUUGAGUAGUUUUAGUGGUAGCGGCGAUCAAAAGGCACCCUCGAUCAGUUCAGGUGUUUCCAAUGCGGUUGCAAAUGGUUUGGGCGGUUUCGCCUACAAGCCGCACACCAAACGUUAUUCCAAUUCAUCGAUAUUCGUAGAGAACCGCGACAUUCUCAACGACUCGAUGGGUUUGAGCAUGGAAUCAUCGGUUGAUUACCCCGCCACGGAGAGCUAUCGACACGCAAACACAUUGACGCCGCCCAGUGCAGCGGAUGUCGAAGCUGAAAGUGAACAGCUGGAUAAAUUUCUAACGAAAGACUUACGUCGCUACUCGGACACAAAACUGGUGAUCGGACCAGACAGCGAACCGAUGCUGGGCGCCGAAGUAAACGACGUCUUACUGCCAUCAGCAGUGCCCAUAGAACCCGUGUACUCAAUGAGAAGCACAUUACCGGCAGGCGGCAAUAAACGUAUACGGCAACUGCUAAAACAAAAUUCGGCUACUGCGGCAGAUACAAUACUGGAUAUGGAACUGCCCACGUCACCGCUAUCGCCACCAGCCGCCUAUGCGGUAAAUGUAACAAUGCCAACGACGCGUCAGACACAGGCAGCCUUGCGCCGAUCCCUACACACGGUGGAUGAGUUGGGCGCGGGCGCAAAUGCGCAGGACUUGCUGAGAAGCAGAGCCAUACCCAGCACGGCUGCAACGACGAGUAUGGGCACGUCCAGACGGCAGUCCACGUCGACGCCAAUGUUUAAAUCGUUGCCAAAUUUGAGUGGCAGUUGCGAAAAUCUGCUCAGAAAAUGAGCGAACACAGCAAUUCUGCCCGACUUCAUCGAGUCCAAUACUUAAAUGAAGUGUAUGCAUCUAUCUACCUACCUAUAUGAAAAUAUGGAACUAAAUGUACUGAGUUGACGCUCUCUAAGUUGUUGUGUACGCACA